Molecule: messenger RNA, 953 nt
Organism: Dendrobium catenatum
Lineage: Eukaryota; Viridiplantae; Streptophyta; Magnoliopsida; Asparagales; Orchidaceae
Product: exosome complex component RRP41 homolog
Exons: 11
Coding region: 51-779 (242 amino acids)
Biological process (GO): poly(A)-dependent snoRNA 3'-end processing; rRNA catabolic process; nuclear mRNA surveillance
Cellular component (GO): nuclear exosome (RNase complex); nucleolus; cytoplasmic exosome (RNase complex)
Source: RefSeq, a predicted model, not a curated record
AGCUUCUCAGGGUUUAAGCCUCUCCUCUCUCACUCUCUAGGGUUCCGGCCAUGGAGUACGUGAAUCCUCUCACCGGAUUUCGCUUAGAUGGCCGACGCCCCAACGAAAUGCGGCAAAUCCGCGGGGAAAUCGGUGUUGUUGCCAAGGCUGAUGGCUCCGCUCUCUUUGAAAUGGGAAAUACAAAGGUCAUCGCUGCUGUGUAUGGACCUAGAGAGGUGCAGAAUAAGGGCCAACAAAUGGACGGUCAGGCAUUGGUGCGUUGUGAGUAUAGCAUGGCUAACUUCAGCACAGGUGAUCGUGCCAGGAAAUCCAAGGGUGACAGGAGAUCCACAGAAAUAUCUUUAGUUAUUAGGCAGACGAUGGAAGCAAGUAUAUUAACACAUUUGAUGCCGCGUUCUCAGAUUGAUAUAUUUCUUCAAGUACUUCAGGCCGAUGGUGGAACGAGGUCGUCAUGUAUCAACGCUGCAACUUUAGCAUUAGCUGAUGCUGGGAUUCCAAUGCGUGAUCUUGUCACGUCUUGUAGUGCUGGAUAUCUGUGUAGCACUCCUUUACUGGAUUUAAACUAUGUUGAAGAUAGCGCUGGAGGUCCAGAUGUCACCGUGGGCACAUUAGUAAAGAUGGAUAAAGUGACUCUGCUUCAGAUGGAUGCGAAAUUACCAGUAGAUAUGUUUACAGAUGUGUUGCAACUUGCCAUAGAAGGAUGCAAAGCAAUAGCAAAUUAUAUUCGGGAAGUUCUUUUGGAGAACACAAAGAAACUUGAAUGUAUGAGGGGAAGUUAGAAUAAAGGCAAAGAUGGAAGGUAUAUCAUCAUUUUCUUAGAUUUUUUGUUGUCAUUUUACAAUUUUGUUAUGCUCAAUUGCCACUCUUGUGGAAUGUGAAUUUUUCGAGGUAUUAUAAAAUAUUAUAACUAUCGUGUUAUGGGUGAAAGAAUGCGAUGACAGAGCAGUUUAAUA